AUGCUGGACUUGUUUAAUUUACUCGGAUGGGGAGACUUUUGGAAUGGUGAGGACCUACCUGCAAGCGCCUCAUCGCGUCUAGUUCAUGUUGUGAAUAUUUCACAGAGCCAACCACCAUGGCUGGCCCGACCGCUUUACGGCUUGGCCGCUCCCGCUAUCAUCCUUGUCACCCUGGUCACGAAUUCCUUCGUGGUUGUAGUAUUAUCUAAUAAAAAUCUUCGAACACCUACCAAUUACAUACUUUUAUCCAUGGCCAUUACUGAGCUCAUGACAGGCCUAUCGUCUUGCCCCUGGUUUUUGUACUAUUACACGUUUGGAGGUUUAUACGUCGAUCAAGAAUAUGGUCUUCCAGAUUUUUGGUGUAAAACACAUCCUUACUUUGCUGUCCAUCUUCCUACAAUAUUCCACACCGCAGCUAUAUGGUUAACUGUAUAUUUGGCUAUUCAACGAUAUAUUUAUGUCUGCUUACCUUCGCUAGUUGUAAGAUUCUGCACUCCACGAACAACGAGGCAUAUUAUAAUUUACAUUUGUGUAUGUGCUUCUCUUAGUGAGCUGCCCGUUAUGUGCACGGAGUAUAGUGUCAGUGUGAUGACAACGAAUACGACAAGAAGUUGUUUUCACAAAGACGUGGAUAUAAUCGAUAAGGUGAUAGGUGUGGACUCGUGGAAAGCGCUGAUAUUGUGCCUUCGUGCUCUACUAGUGCAUAUCUUGCCAUGUGUUCUAUUGAUCAUCUUCACUACGUGCCUUUUCAAAACCGUCAAUGAAGCCGAUCGUAAGCGUAGUGUACAUCAACUGCCAGGCCGUAAAGUGCAAAGCACUGGUUCCGGUUGUUUGUCGUCUAAUCGUCUAAUGCAUGCGACAACUCGCAUGUUACUCGUCGUGAUUGCUAUAUUUUUACUAAUUGAAAUCCCUGUAGCAUUGAUAUUUAUUAUGCAUCUACUAGUCGUAUUCUAUCGAUUGCUUGAUAUGAGCGACUAUAAGACUGUGAACAAUUUGCUGAUCAUAAGAAAUUUCUUGAUAAUAUUGACAUAUCCGCUCAAUUUUGCCAUCUACUUCGGAAUGAGUUCGUCAUUCAAACUACAGUUCCGACAACUGUUCUCACGACAAGUUCUUUAUGUUGCCUCUCCUGCCGACGGAGCUGGAUGGCGCCCGCGAUUUUCAGUUCAACUAAUCGAUAUUCACAAUUUACGAAGGCCAAGCCGACUUACACGAAAAGUGACUAAGGUGCUAAUCGUUGUCAUAUCAGAACGCGAUAUGGACAAAACAGAUUUUUUUCAAGCCGCAUAUGGACAAAACAGAUUAUCAGCGACAGCUUUGGACCCGGCCGCUAUGUCAGACGAGUAUCUCUAA
Cooperia oncophora is the source of this 1350-nucleotide messenger RNA. The record is from the annotation of a GenBank genome assembly. NCBI's taxonomy places the organism in Eukaryota, Metazoa, Nematoda, Chromadorea, Rhabditida, Trichostrongylidae.